Molecule: messenger RNA, 840 nt
Organism: Trichomonas vaginalis G3
Lineage: Eukaryota; Parabasalia; Trichomonadida; Trichomonadidae
Product: organellar and viral DNA polymerase type B
Exons: 1
Coding region: 1-840 (279 amino acids)
Source: RefSeq, a predicted model, not a curated record
AUGCACUAUGACUUCUUCUUGACAAACAUAAAGAAUCUUACUGAAAUAAAGAUGUAUGAUUUAACAGAAUAUGAAGGCUUAACGAUGUCAGAUGUAAAGAAAGGCAAACCAAAAAAGAGACCAUAUAGAGAUGAAAGCACACUGACAAAUGACCAGAAAGCCAUUUUGGAAGCUCUUAAGCAAACAGGAAACCCAGCACUUAUAGAAAGCUUUUGGAAAGAUAAUGGUGAAAAGAAGUUUUAUAAGAAGAGAAGCGGUCAGUUCUGGAAGUAUCUUUGCACAUUACCUAUAAAUCUUGAACGCUACCAAAUCUUCAAUGAACUGAACAAAAGAACUGCAGCACUUAUGACAGAAGACAAUUGUUUCGUUUAUGCUUGCAUUCAGGCUGGAGUAAAUGAAGAAACUAUUGACCACAUGAGAGAAGUCAUUCGUGUUAGAGACUUUCCUCAAAGUAAAGUACAAGAAAUUUCUGACGCAGCAGGUAUAGCAUUUAAUGUUACCAUUGGUUAUUUCAAUGACUCCAAAGAUAACAGAAUAAUUCACUACAUACCAAAAGAAUGUGAAACUGCUCGAACUAUUGACUUACUUCUUGUUGAAGACCACUACAUGCUAAAUGAAAGAUUACCAAUGACAACAUACUUCAUCAGAAAUUACAGAGAAAUCUUGAAGGAGUGUGGUGGAAUGAACAUUGAGAAACAGAUGAAGAUUUAUACAAAGAGAGAGAACAAAUAUGUUGUUCGUAAUGAUAGAACUACACCUCUAUGGGAUGUUAUGAAAACAUUGUGGGAGUGCAAAUAUUUCGAACCUAUUUCUUAUAUAACAGAACCUUGCACCAUUUAA